AGAAAACAUCGAGAAAUGGUGCCCUCUGGAAGAAAACAUACCGGGAAAUCUGGGAAGAUAUCCAUGGAGGAUCAGGUUCUAAAAGGCUAUGACUUUGAGAAAGCAGAUAAAAAAGAUCUGAGUGGUUCAGAGGAGGAUGUCAUUGAAGGGAAGACUGCAGUACUUGAUAAACAUGGGAAGAAAAGGACUUCUGCAGGAAUAGUUGAAGACAUGGGGGGUGAAGUACAGAAUAUGCUGGAAAGAUUUGGAGCUGAUAUUAACAAGGCUCUUCUUGCCAAGAGAAAAAGACUAGAAACGUAUACCAAGGCUUCUCUCAAAACCAGUAACCAGAAAAUUGAAAAUGUUUGGAAAACCCAACAAGAGCAAAGGCAGAAGCUUAACCAAGAAUAUUCUCAGCAGUUUCUGACUUUGUUCCAGCAGUGGGAUAUAGAUGUGCAGAAAGCUGAGGAACAAGAAGAAAAACUAGCUAAUAUGUUUCGACAGCAACAAAAAGUUUUUCAACAGUCUAGAAUUGUUCAGAGCCAGAGACUGAAAACAAUUAAACAAUUAUAUGAGCAGUUCAUAAAGAGUAUGGAGGACUUGGAGAAGAGUCACGAUUAUCUACUUACUGGUGCACAAAAUGAACUUAGAAAAGAAAUGGCUAUGUUGCAAAAAAAAAUUAUGAUGGAAACAGUAAGUUAUUAUAUUUAAAAUUGAAAAAAUAAGGAUUGUGAGCAUUGAAAUAUUUUAUUUGGUGAAAUAUGUAUAACACUUAUCUAAAAAUUAAACAAAUGUUUAAUAUCUCCUUUCAUGUGACAGCAGCAGCAAGAGAUGGCAAGUGUUCGAAAGUCUCUUCAAUCCAUGUUAUUCUGAUGACUCUUUGAAGGAAGAACUUGAACCUAAGUAAUAUGAUACAAUUAUAACAUUAGCUAAGAGGCAUGUAAGUUUUUAGAGUGGUUGAAAAUUCUGGUUUAAAAUAUUACAUCAUAUUAAUCAUUAGCUUUACUGCAAGACCCUUCUUCUUCUUCACUUCCAAAUAAAAUAAUGAAGUUAUGUGAGUAGCAGCAAUUCCUAAAUUAUAUGUACCACUGUGCUUUCAGCUCUUUAAUACUAAUAGUGAUUUUUUUCUCUCUAACGUUUGUCAAUUAACUCUUAGCAAUAAAUAUGAUUUAAUU
Physeter macrocephalus (sperm whale) is the source of this 1154-nucleotide messenger RNA. It is a transcript of the gene SYCP3, whose product is annotated as synaptonemal complex protein 3. Gene Ontology annotation, cellular component: synaptonemal complex. The coding region runs from base 16 to 690 and encodes 224 amino acids. Gene Ontology annotation, biological process: spermatid development; meiotic cell cycle. The record is from RefSeq and is a predicted model, not a curated record. NCBI's taxonomy places the organism in Eukaryota, Metazoa, Chordata, Mammalia, Artiodactyla, Physeteridae. The transcript has 7 exons.